CGAACGAUCAUGCGGUUUAGAUGUUUUUAUUCCACAUGUCAGUGAAUAUGAUCAAACGUGAUGUAAAUAAAUCGCAAUAGUGUUAAUCAUCCGAUGCUUUUAUCAAAUUUUCAAAGGUGUGUUUGAACGAUUUCGUGUAAGGUUCUUGGCACGCGGUCGAUAUUUAUGCGAUGAAACAUGGUCAAAAUGAAAGCGGAAACGAUCGACAGUGAUACACAAAUUGAUUGUGAUAGCAAAGAGAAUAUGCAUAGUGAGGAUUACGGUGUCGAAGCGGAAUUAACGAGCCUUACGUGGUUACAAUCGCUCGACAUUACAAGUGCCUCUAGUUUGCCAACGCCACCCUGUUCUCCAUCUCCUCCGCCAGUUACGCGACAACCGAAAAAGAAGCUUUCACCGUUAAUCAAAGCUGAAUUAGAUCUCGCUGCGAAUGCUGAAAAGUACCGAACCGACCCCGAUGCAAAACCACCCUUCUCCUACGCCACGAUUAUCUGUUUAGCAAUGCGAGCAAAUAACAAUAAAGUGUCCCUUUCGAACAUAUACGCGUGGAUCCGAGAGAAUUUCUUAUUUUACAAGUACGCCGAUCCAGCCUGGCAGAAUUCCAUUCGGCACAAUUUGUCAUUGAACAAGUGUUUCGUGAAAUUACCACGAUCGAAGGACGAGCCAGGCAAGGGUGGCUUCUGGAAGCUGGACCUGGAGAGGAUGGAAGAGGGCAGGAAGUCGAAACGUCGCGCAACGAUGUCCCAGCGGAUCCGUGGCUCCAAGAACUUCGCUCCAGCUAAAACAACGGUAACGAAUAGUACGCAAAGCAAUGGUGCAUCCUCGGUCAACAAUUUGUCAACAUUGUACGAGACACCUCCGAGUAGCGUGUCCCCUCCGAUUCCAGACUGUCUCUCGGAGAUACCGGAGUCCACCCAAGUCAGUUUGAGCGAAGAUGAUUUAACUGGUUUAUUAAUAGCCACCGCGGGGUGGGACGAGAAUCAAUUAGAUCUCUUAGAUUCCCUUCUGGAUACUCUUUAAAAUGAAUGUUUUUUCUUUCUUCUUAACACGUUGAAUGCUCUGGUGGUCCUUUUGCAUUUGAAUAUCUGAAAUAAAAAAAUAUCCUUGUUAGUUUAGAAGAAAAUUGUUCGUUUUAUUUGUUUACCAUUUUGAGGCCUUCAGGUUGGUUCAAAUUGUUCCAAUAAAUAUUGAAUUUUAAAUACUUUCAAUAAUUUUAAAUAAUUAUUUUCACCGUGACACUCAACGUGUUAAUUUUCCUUAAGCUUUCAUUGUUUUUUGAAAAGUGAAGCAGAUCUUAAUUUGAUAUUAAAAGUGGAGAAAUGAAAGAACCAUUUGAAGUUUGAUCAAGAAGCGUGUAUGUACAUAAGAUGUUUAUUUGAAAUUAAUUUAUGUUUAUUUAAUCAGUAUUGUUGAUAGUAUUUGUUAAUAUAAAGACAUGAUUCUCGCUUAUUAUUCGACUGAACGAAUUAGAUUCAUUUCGCAAUAAAUUUGCUAAUCGAUAAGAUAUAAUUAUAAUACUUGUGAAACAAUAAUUUACAGUGUGCCUUUGAAUGAUUAAAUAGAUAUUUACAGUUAACAAAAUUAAUGUUUGCCAAGUCGAUUAAUUCGUAAAGAGUACCAUUUAUAUUUCAGCUAUGACACAAAGUGCCUUAUUAAAUUGUCAUCAGCAAAUAUUUAUACUUUGAUCAUUCAACAUUUCAGUACGAUAGUCUUUAAUCGUUCCAAGGUCAGAAAUUAUAAUUCCUAAAUGAAGUAAAAAAAGAUUAAUUGUAAUGGCGAAUAAGGAUAAUUGUGUAAUGAUAAAUAAAUUGAAAAAAAAACGAGAAUUG
Osmia lignaria (orchard mason bee) is the source of this 1826-nucleotide messenger RNA. Lineage: Eukaryota; Metazoa; Arthropoda; Insecta; Hymenoptera; Megachilidae. The record is from RefSeq and is a predicted model, not a curated record.